AUGUACGCUACCUCGAGCAAGAAGAAGGGGAGGCCUCUCCCGAAUGAAGAAAGGGUACUCACUAUUCAGAAGCUCUCGGAAAGAGCGAUAGUAUUGACGCCGUGGCGGGGUCACCCGACGUUUUUGCACAUUCUUGCGUUUGUACAAGAGUUGGAGAGGCGGUUUGGUCGGAUCUGGUGGGCUGGAAUCAACAAUGAUACAGCCAAUCCGUACGAACUACAACCGUCUGUGGUGGUCGUGUUCGAAAGUUCGACGUCGCUACGGAAGAUUCCAGGGUUCAUUUACGAUCUUGCCAACACGCCAGAGGGAGGACACCAGCCCGCUGCCAACGAGACCAAUGAAGAGUCAAGCAAGUCGGCGGCUGCGAAGGAAUUCAACAACAUGACGCCCCUGUUUGUCCCUUGGUCAAAGAAACUCGACGAAUCGGCUUUACAACAAGGUGGUCCAGCACUAGAAGACGUGCUCACCUUUCUCGGGACGGGUCCUCCCGCAACUGCGAGUGCACCUGGAGAGGGAGACACAACGCCCAAGGCCUCUUGGGAUGAGUUUGACGAAGCAGUCAACAUCGAUGCCGUCCUCAAGAAAUGGCACACAAAGCAAUUCUACCUGCCCAAGGUGGUCGACGCAUCAAGACCUUCGUUGUACCUGCGGCCCAAGCAGCGUCUAGCCAUUGCAAACGCCAUCGUCGAUUUUGGAGGCUUCUCCGCUGAGCCAGUUCCUGCGAUGAAGAAACUCGUGGCCGAGUGGAAAGAAGAAGCGGAUAUCGCGCGAACGUCUGGUUGGACGCCCUACGUUGACCCGUCUACACAGGAAAGCGAGAUAGAAGAGCCAAUCGGCGAAGUGGAUGCGCUCUUCGGUAAAGAGGAAAGUGAGGGUGACUUUGAGUGGGAUGAUGCCGUACAGCCGCAUCUCUAUCAGACCAUCGACGAGAGUGUCCAAGCGGAAUUCGAGAGGAUGAAGGCCGAAGAGCACGCGUAUCAACCUAUUGGAUACUCCUCUCUAGCUGUCGACAAAGACUUGAACGCACCCCAUCCCCUCCAGUUCCCCCAAUCGGUUCGAGAAGCAGAUUCGACCGCGCAGAUUGCAAAGGCCACUACGAGACCAUCGAGUGAUACCAAGGACCAGGAGACUCCAUCUCAGCCACCACGCAAGCAGAGGCGGCGUGACGAUUGGGACGACUGGCGCAACGAACCGCGCCCCUUCCGAGAUGGUCUAGGGCGCGAUGAUCCGGCAUUAGCCAGUCCACUCUCCAUGCGCCUCACAGCAGGCGCGAGGAAUGGUACUAGCAGUGUAAACGGGGAACCCACCCCGACGAUGCCCGGCUCUCAUAGCAUCAACAGUGCGUCGUGGGAGACGGAUAGGCGCGGGAAAAAGUUGCGGAAUAGGAGCGAGGCGGAGAUGAACGAGCUUGCGAGACAUGGUUUGGUGGGGACGCUUGCCGAGUCUGAUCGUCGUCCACCUCCUCGAAAGAGCCGACAAGAUCCUGAGAAACGGUGGGAGGAGAUAUUCCCCAAAGAAGAUGAACGAGCGCGACUCGAAAUCGGCGAAGAGGAGCGCAAGGUACUAGAGACACAAGAAGCGAAGGAAAGGCAGCUCAAGGAGCGCUUGCGAGCAAUCUUGGACGGGACAUAG
Molecule: messenger RNA, 1632 nt
Organism: Serendipita indica DSM 11827
Lineage: Eukaryota; Fungi; Basidiomycota; Agaricomycetes; Sebacinales; Serendipitaceae
Source: the annotation of a GenBank genome assembly